AAAAAGUGGGCCUUUUUGGUCAUCACUGGGCCUUUUAGGCCUUAUUUUUUAAUUUCAGGUCAAAUUUUGAAGAAGGUGCAUUGUUCUUGGAUAGUUUUUAAGAAGAGUGAAUAAUUCACAUGUGUAGUAGAUAUGUUAUAAAUCCUAUAUUCCUAUAAAUGUGAUAGUACAACAUUGGAAGACAAAAUUAAUUUAUCGGGUUGGCAAGCCAUAGAAUUAUUUUGAAAACGAGGCCCGUCAAAACUGAAGUGGAAAUCGAAAAUAUUUUGUCACAAAAGUAAUGGCAGUAUUAGACAUUGCAGAAACAUAUUUCGAGAAAUCUUGACUUCCUAAUAGAUUCUUCGAUAUACGAGGAUUCAGAUAAAAUGGAUGACGAUGCAAACAAGGAUGAAGAGGAAGAAAACUCAAUGGAAAAAACACCGAAGUUCAUCACUUUCAGUGAGUCAUUUACGAAUGAGGACAAUUAUGACUCGUAUUUUAACACAGUAGUUUCCAGUAGCAUAACUACAGAGAGAGAUGAUGAUAUGGGAAGUAAGAAAGAUGAAAACAUUGACAAUAAUGAUGUAAUAGGAAAUGGGAAGCAUGUAACAUUUAACAAUGGUGGAAUCGAUCAACACAGUCAGAAGUGUACUGACCCUGUCAACAAAAUAAAAAUUAUGGAAAAUGUAAAUGAUUCUGACAAUGAUGAUUGGAUGCAACCAUCAAUGAACACUGUUGAUCAAGAUGACCUGCUGUUUCAACUCCAAGAAGAGAGAAGAGAUCCAAGUGAAACUAUUGACAAUGAGGAGAUUGAAUGUGAAAAUGAAACUGAGGAAGAAAAUAAUAUUGAGUCGGAAAUUGACAUUAACACUAAUGAACAGGAGAAUAUAGAACUUAAUGAACAAAAUGCUGACUUGGAUGAACAAGAUAAUGACUCUAGACAAUAUAGUAUUUCAAAUCAAACGGAUCAUGACUCAAGUCAACAAGGUGAUGAUGACUUAAAUGAAUGUAUUGAUUCAAGUUCAAUAGACAGUGACUCAAAUCUACAAAAUAAAAGUCCUCAAAGUGAUCAAGAAUGUUAUAAAAUGCCUGUUUUGGAACAGUUUGUAUCUGAGCCUUUUAAUUCAACAGGAGAUGAAUCGAAUCCUAAACCUAUUGAAUACUGUGACAUUGUUCAACAGAAAUUUGAAAUGGAGAAAGAUUCAGAAUUCACUGUGAAUGAUUCCAAAAUGAUGUCAGUUGACAAAGAAAUUGUGAUGAAUGAUUUAAAGAUUAUGCCAAAUGACUCUGAAGUUAUGAUUAAUGAUUCUAAAAUGUUGACAGAGGAUGUAGAAAAGAUGUCAGGUGCAUCUGAAACUAAUGAAAUAUCUUUACAUGACUGCGAUCAAAAUAAUGUUAUAAAUGAGGAGAAAGAUUGUCCAGGGAAAGUAACUAAUAAUCUCAAAGAAACAAAUGGCGAAAUAAAUGAAAGGGCUGAUACAGAUGAUCAUAACCAGAAUGGAGACCUUGAUAUCAAGAGUGAAAUGUUUGAUAGGAAAAAAUCUGAAACAGAUGACACAACUGAUCUAUCUGAACCUUUGCCCAGUGUUGUUUCACCACAAGCAAUGACAGCAGCUACUUUAGAGCCGAUGUUUUCUGAGAGCUCUCAAUCGACACAGCAUAGUGAAAUAGCGAAUUUGAUUAAAAUGAGUAAUGAGAUUGACAGUGACAAUUCACCUGUUAUACAGAAUGAUCUCAUAAAGUCACAGUUCAGUGAGGUUAACAUGGAUAAUGACCUCAUGGGAGAGAAAAAUGUUGAAGAAUUCCCAACAAUUGAAGGUUCACAAAUCUCUACACUGAAAGGUGUUGACCAAUUGAACAUUUGUGACGACAUUGACAAAAAUAUUGCAGGUAAUGACAGCAUUAAAGAUGGUGAAACAGUAAGUACUUCAAGAAAUGAGGAAUCUCAGAAAAUGGAAGAAUCUAUUCCUGUGAAUAAAAAAUGGAAUAUUAUUGAAGCUACCAUUGACAAAGUGAUGGACAAUGUUGAUCAUGACAGUCCAAUAAUAGCUUCUGAAAAGUCAAUUGACAAUGCAGAUACUUUAAAGUACUCGAAAGUGAAUGAAAGCUACGUUGGAAUAAGCAGGAAAAGUCCCAUUAAUAUACCAGUAGAAAGCAAAUUAAAUAAUCUUUUUAAGAGAAGUAGUCCCAAUUCUAAUUCUCCACUUGAUGAUCUGUCAAAACAAACUGAGAUUAUCCAUAAAGAUGUCAAAUUAAAAAAUCAAGAUCGAGACACUAUUACAGAAUCAAUCGAGGCUGUUAUUCGGGCCUCUCUUGUUGACGACAAAACUGUGCAAGAGAAACACCCGACUAUUACAUCUAUACUUAGCACACAGAAGAGAGAACCACCUCUUCCUGCUCAUAAAGCUCCAAGUCUUAGAGGUCUCCUGAUGAAAGGAAAAUCCUCGUUUAGUCUUAGUGACAUUGUUAAUCAUGCAGUAACGCAAGAACUUGGCCCAGAAGAUGAUACGUCAAAUAAACGAAUUCCUGAACCUGAGCCAGAUCCCCCUAAAAGAAAACGUCGACGUAAAGCAAAGGCACAGAAGGUCAUCCAGAAUUAUUCGGAUGAUGACCUUUCUGAUAAUCCUUAUAUGGAGGAUCCAUCCCGCCAGAUGGACAAGCUGCUUCACUCUUAUGGUCUCGAGACGAUGCUGAGUGGCGCAAGUGAGGACGCUGAUACUGAACUCAACCAAUCAGGAUUCAAGGUGGAACAACGAGAGGAUGGAGCUUACGAAGGUGAGAUGUAUGGAGAAAGAGCCUCUGUUAAAGCCGAGCCAAGUAGUCCCGUUGGAGAACCACCAGCUUUGAGAAUUGAAUCAUCAUACACCCUUCUGGAGAUGGAUGACAGUGCAGUGUCCGACCAUGGAGAUGACAGACCUUCCAAUGCAGUGAUCAAUCCUGCAUUCCCCGAUGUUCCCCAAGGUGUCUCUGAUCACGUCAGGAAUCACUUGAGGACAUUUCUGAAGUCGCAGGCAGGUCGGGAGAGCACCGAGACGCCACCUUCAAUGUCUGCCACACCUCCACGUAGUAUCAGCAGCCCCAUGAGAAUAGGAGGCUCGAACACCAAGAAGGUUGAAAAGAAAUCUAUGAUGUCAUCCCCAUCUCUUGUAUCCCAAUUAAUGGCUGCUGAAAAGAAAUCCAAGCAGGCUGGCAUGCCUGGUUUUCCACCAGGGACUUUUGGCUCCAAUCCUCCAGGAUCUUUAGGACCCCUUGGUCUUCCCAUGCCAGGGCCUAUGGGUAUGGGGAAUCUCCCCCUUGGAGUCCCAGGGCUAGGGUUGCCCCCAACUAACAUGCAGAAUUUACUGAUGAUGGAGUAUUACCGUAUUGCUGCCGCCCAAUCUCAAGCGUUUAGUGAACAGUCGGGGAUGCUAUCCUUUAUGAAACCUCCCCCUGCUCACAGUAAAACAACCCAGCAGUCCUUACCCCCGGGAGCCUUUCAAUUCAUGAUGACACCCCCUGCAGCUCACCAAAGCCACAAAAGUCAUCCAGAAUUAAGUGAGGUGCGGAAUUAUUCAAUGCUACCAAAACCGAGUAUGAGUCGGCAAAUAGAUGCAACGAAAGAGGCAUCUAAAACAACACAUGCCCCUUCUCCUAUAAGUGACUAUCUUAGUUCUACAUUUCCAAACACCCCUUCAGAAUCCACCAGCCCAGAGUGGACCCUAGAAUCGGAGAACAACUUCUCCAAUAGAAAGAAAAGGCGUAAACGACGCACAUCAAGUAAAUCUCGUGGCUCCCCUGCAAAACAGUCCAACCCUUUGUGUACUAUUGAUCUUACAUCAGAGAAGCCUGUAUGCAAUGCCCCUUUACCCACUACCACCCCAGAAGUGUAUCCUAAACGACAAUCGGUGGUUCCCAGAUCCUCAUCUGAGAUCCUUAAAGCUCUAGCAAAGGGGCCUCUAUCAGAAUUGGAUAAAUCCACGCUAGGGGUGAAUAUCAAAAAUACAUCUGGGGUAAAACCCAUAUCCUUACCUGAGGGAUUAGAUAAAUCUGCUAUAAAGAGUAUAUCUCUCCCCCAAGGCAGUGUCACCAAGGAUACUGGAAACAAGGAUGAUAGCGAAUCAAAGAUAAAACUGGCAACUCUCCAAGAUGAACUGAUCAGAUCCAUGCUAAUGUCUUCACCCAUGUGCCCCACUGUUCCGAAGGAAACCAACAGCCGUGUUAUCGAUAUUGACAAAAUAAUACGAUCUGAGAUGAAAGUUUAUGAGCCAGAAACUGAGAAGAAACCAGUUCCUGUCCUCUCCAUGCCAUCUAUUCCAACAGCACCAUCUAUAGGUGCAAUUCUAACGGCGCCACCUAUUUUGACAACACCAUCUUUAAUUGUGACAGAGAGUACCAUGUCUGGGGUUUCGACUCCAGUUGCCAUGGUAUCUCCAAAUGAAGUACUUAAUACUGUGAGCCCUACUCUAAAGCCAUCAAAUUCUGACGGAGGUUCUUCUAAAUUAGACAUCCGCUCGUUUCCCACAAUUAAUUUUUCAAAAUAUGGCCAGAAGAAUUCCAAGCAGUUAUUUGGGUGUACGCUUUGCAAAAAGUUGUUUCCGAGGCUUCGUAUUCACAAACAUCUAUCUUUGGACCAUGGUCAGCCUCGCUUUAAAUGCAGCCUCUGUGACUUUUCCGAUGAUUUGGAUUUGGAAAUCAAACAACAUAUCAUUAAGGAGCAUAACAGUCGAUUUUCAAUUCGCUGUAGUAUAUGUAAGGGACUCUUCCCAACUAAAAAAGAAGUUCGUAAUCACAUAUUUCAAGAACACGAGCUACAACCAGAUGGCCACUUAUAUAGAGGAGUUCGGGAUGAUAACAGUUCUGGUCGUUUAAUCAAUCUCCAUUCAACAUUCAUGACGGUUGGAGAUCCGGAAGAUGGUAAAAAGCUCCAAUUGAAUCCUGGGAGGUCCAGGUCGAGAAAUGCCGUGGGUACUGUAGAAUCGCCAUUGGAAAGUAUUAACGACUCCGCUAAUGAUUCAGAGCGUAGCAUGGAUUCCACGUCCUUCUAUACUAAGCCUACAUCAGACAUACCUAUCAAGAUUGAAAAUGACAAGGAUCUAAUGUUGAUGGGAUAUGGAAUGCAGAUUGACACAAACAGUAUAGACAGUCCUAAUAAUGGUGAAAAUGAUGAAAGAGACAAUGAUUUGGUUAUUAAAGAAGAAAUAUCAAAUGAUGAAGUUGAGAUGGAAGUAAAGAACAACGCUGAGAAUCACAGUCAAGAUGAACCGAAAGUACCUCCACUUCGGAUCAAACUCAACCCACAGUGCAUUACAAUGUCACCAACGGGGACGCCAAAGUCACCAAAAUCCCCAAAGAAAGAGAAGCAUCACCACCAUAGAAGGAAGAAAGAUAGAAAAUGUAAGGAGAAGAGACAUGACUUGAGAGAGCGUGACAGCCCACGCACAUUUGAUAUUGAUGAUCUGAUUAUAUAUAAAGAUGUCGUUUUAGACGUCCCAAUGUAUGCUUGUCAGCUGUGUGACUUUAUGUGUGGAAAUGACACAAGUCAACCUGAGCAGAUGUCGAUAUACCAACACAUCCGUGAGGAGCAUAAUGUAUUACAUUACCAGUGCAAAUUGUGCGGCCGCCAAUCUGCCUCCGACACAUUCAUCAUGAAUCACAUCAUAGUGGAACAUAAUGUGACAGAACACGUUGAUGUACAAAUUGAAGAUCUCCAUUCUCGACAUUUUGACACAAUUUUCAAAUUAUCUGACAAAGGGACAGAUUUCUGGAAAGAAUAUGUGUUUUUAUCGAAGUGCAAUCUAUGUGGAUUUUUGUCAUCCACCCCUGUUAAGACUUCUCCGGAGUCUGAAAAAUCCAUUCCGGACAACAAAGAUAUGCUUCAUUUUCACUUACAAAAGGUGCACUCGAUUCCUCGCUACACUUGUAACAUCUGUGAGUACUCUACCGAUUCGUCCCCACAGAUGUACCUCCAUUUAAGAAUGAUGAAAGAUACACACAACACGUCAUUGUUCAAAUGCCGUCACUGUAAUCUUGUGUUCGAUAAAGAGGAUGAAGCAUUAGAUCAUGCAUCUACAAAACAUCAAAAAGUUCGUAGCUCUAAAUUGAUCCGACAGCAGAGUAACUAUAUGGGGAAAUAUCGCGAAUCUCACUAUCAAUGGUUCUCACAUGACUGGACUCAUAGAGUGAACACCUUUACCCAGAAGGCAUCGGGUUCCCAGACUCCUGAAGCCAAUCAUGGCAGUCACGCCCAGGAUGACAGUACUAACAUCCCCAAGGUAAGCCUAAAAGCAUCAAAUCUUAUGGACCCCAACAAAGAACAAAGCCUAAAGGACAAAUAUGAUGGUGAAGCAAUCCAAUCACUUCCUGAUAGUCCUACUGUUUAUCACCCCGAGCCUUUUAAACCAGAACUUAUUCUUCGCACGGAGAAUUCCAAACAGGGAGAAGACUUAGCAUAUGUGCAAAGCCUUUUAUCAACUUCGGCAUUCUCAUCUCUCAAACCCAAGACCCCAGCCUCAUCACCCAGACCUGUGGCCCUAUCUCCCAGAGCUGCGGCCUCAUCCCCCAAAGCUACAGCCUCGUCCCCAAAAGCUAAAUCGCCAGCCGCAGACAAGAAACUGACAUUUUGUGACUUCGGUGGAUGUGAGUUCUCAACUCUAAGGAAAAGUAAAGUAAAUGAACACUAUAUGCUACACAACUAUCAACGUAUAUACAAGUGUCUUCAUUGCAAUAAAUCCUACUCGGGCCGUCCUAAAGGAAUCUGCCAGCAUUCUAGACGGACACAUCCAACUGAAGAUCCAGAGACUGCUGUCUUGGUUUCGAAGGAUUAUGGCGCCACCUAUGUAACAUACAAUGAGGACGACAGCAGUACGAGUGAUGAAGGAGAUCCUCCUGUGAAUGAAAUUAAACAAGAGGUCCAUGAUGUUAAAGUGGAACCCAAAGAAAUAUUCUGAAGCCUUAGAUUGUGUUAUUAGUUAGAAUAGUAUUUAUUUUAAAUAAUUGUUGAAAUUAUUAUACAUAUGUUAUUAGUUUUUGUAAUUUUAGAUGAUGAAUCAUUCUAAUAUUCUAUGUGAUGUAAUAACUUUCUGUAUAAUUUACAGAGUCGAGCUAGAUAGAUAGCGUAAUUAGAGAAAUUUUGUGCAAUUAAUUUUUCUUACAUUCUCAAGCUUUAAAAUGGUGUUUUUACAUCUGUUACAAUUUCAUUUAGAAAUCAACAUCUUUAUCAUUGCAAAAAUGAUGUUUUCCACACACUCAGUACUGGAAAACAUUGUGCAAUCAAAUUCUGACUAAGUAAUAGUUAGGAAGAUAAAUUUAAAUUUCAAUCACUAAUUUUGCCUUUUUGGAAAUUUUAUUUGCACAUAAAUAUUUUUGGAUAACACAGUGAGCCUAUGAUGUAUUUUACAAUAUGUACGUUUUUGUAUACUUUAAAAAAGCCGAAAUGAAAAUCAUAAAAAAAUUUGUUAAAAAUUUACAAAAAUAACUGUAAUCUUUUUUGUUUAUCUUGUCUUUCAAAUUGAUUCUUAAGUGGCUUUAAGUAUCGUUUGUUCAUUUUUGUUGUACAGUUAUAUUGAGGUUGCAAUAUGUACUUAAAUAU
Messenger RNA from Owenia fusiformis, 7546 nucleotides. NCBI's taxonomy places the organism in Eukaryota, Metazoa, Annelida, Polychaeta, Sabellida, Oweniidae. The record is from the annotation of a GenBank genome assembly.